AAUCAACUGCCCCCAGUCCUCUGUGUCGCUGGUCCAGCCAGUUCGGACCGUAUCUCAAUCGGUCUGCGCUCCUGUCCCGGCCCCUGCCGGUGCGACGCGCGUGCGAGCAGUCCGCUGUCCGGCCGCCAGCGGCCAUCGCGCCGGUCUGGACGGGCUGGGAGAGGGGGGAGGAGCAGGGGGCAGAGGGCAGGGCAGCGAGCAUCACCGCUCCACGGGAAAUAAAUGGCGGCCGGUCGGAGCGGCGGCGACCACUGGCAGUGCGACGAUCGCGGUGGACGUAACCCGCGGCACACACUCGGCACAUCACACACCAUGAGGCUGCUCGUCGUACUCGCUCUGGCCACUGGGGCAUGGGCCCAGGACAGCUUCGUCCAGGAAUUCGUGUGCCCGGAGUCGUACGGCGACUUCCCAGACGCCAUCAACUGCGACUACUUCUGGCGCUGUGAGAAGGGCGUGGCCAAGCCGAUGGAGUGCGAGGACGGACACGCCUUCGACCCGCGCCUGAGGGGCACCAUCUACCCGUGUGACUACACCUUCUCCGUCAACUGCACCGGCCGCGAGCAGCUCCAGAACCCCAUUCCGGGCACCGACCCGGUGUGCCAGCGCCAGAACGGCAUUUUCCCGCACGAGUUCGAGUGCGGCAAGUUCUACACGUGCAAGGAGGGUCUGGCGACGGAGAGCGAGUGCGCCACCGGCCUGCACCUGUCCCUGGACUCGAUGGAGUGCGUGUGGCCAGAGGUGGCCAACCGCGGCCCGUGCGACACCCCCGCCCGGGAAGGCAACUUCACCUGUCCACCGGACGCCGCCAACGCGCUGGACGCGCUGGGCAACCGCGCCAUCAACCCGACCUACUUCCACCCGACCGACUGCCGGUUCUUCUACGUGUGCCUGAACGGCAUCAACCCGGAGCUGCGCGGCUGUCCUGACAGCACCGUCUUCAACGACGCCACCGCCCAGUGCGACGACCCCGCCAACGUGCCCGGAUGUGAGAACUACUACGAACCGCUGUGAUCGCGCCACCCGGUGAUAUUGGCGCCACUGCUGAGGGGGGCAUGGUCGACAGCAUCAAGAAAGUGCAUGUUCACCUGUUAGAAGUGUUACAUUGAUGUACAAAGAGUGAUAUCAUCGAUUAUGUCACAGUUUAUAAAUAAACGUUACGUGGUA
This is a messenger RNA of Amphibalanus amphitrite, 1164 nucleotides long. RefSeq names its product protein obstructor-E-like. NCBI's taxonomy places the organism in Eukaryota, Metazoa, Arthropoda, Thecostraca, Balanomorpha, Balanidae. The record is from RefSeq and is a predicted model, not a curated record. Bases 223 to 1011 code for a protein of 262 amino acids. Gene Ontology annotation, cellular component: extracellular region. The transcript has 5 exons. Gene Ontology annotation, molecular function: chitin binding.